AUGUCUACUUUCUUCAUUGAGAAUAAGGAUGUGGGCAAGAAGGAGAGGGGCGAAGAUUGGAGAAUCCGCGGCUACAACCCUCUGACGCCCCCCGACCUCCUCCAACAUGAGAUCCCCCAGACACCCAACUCGAAAAAGACGGUGCUCGAGAGCCGUGAGGAGGUCGCCGCCGUAGUCAAUGGCACCGAUGAGAAGCAGCGGCUCCUGGUCAUCAUCGGCCCGUGCUCCAUACAUGACCCCCAGGCCGCGCUCGACUACUGCGACAUGCUGUUGAAAGAAAAGGAGAAGCACGAGGACGAACUCCUGAUCGUCAUGCGGUCCUACCUCGAGAAGCCGAGAACCACGGUGGGAUGGAAGGGCCUGAUCAACGACCCAGACAUCGACAACAGCUACCAGAUGAACAAGGGCUUGCGCAUUUCGAGGCAGCUGUUCGUCGACCUGACGGACAAGGGGAUGCCCAUUGCCAGCGAGAUGCUCGAUACCAUCUCGCCCCAGUUCUUGGCCGACGUGCUGUCUGCCGGUGCAGUUGGUGCCAGAACAACAGAGAGCCAGCUGCACCGGGAGUUGGCAAGCGGUCUCUCCUUCCCCGUAGGCUUCAAGAACGGCACGGAUGGGACGUUGGGUGUGGCGAUUGACGCCAUUGGCGCCGUGAAACACCCCCACCACUUCCUGUCCGUCACCAAGCCCGGUGUGGUGGCCAUUGUCGGCACUGUUGGUAACGAGGACUGCUUCGUCAUCCUGCGGGGUGGCAAACGCGGCACCAACUACGACGCGAAGAGCAUAGCAGAGGCCAAGGCAGCCCUGGAGAAGUCUGGCCUACGACCACGACUCAUGGUUGACUGCAGUCACGGCAACUCGGAGAAGAACCACAAGAACCAGCCAAAGGUUGCUGCCAGUCUCGCGGAGCAGAUGUCCAGCGGCGAACAGAGCAUCAUGGGCGUUAUGAUCGAGAGCAACAUCAACGAAGGUAGCCAGAAGGUGCCGAAAGAAGGUAAGAAAGGUCUACAGUAUGGUAUCAGCAUUACGGAUGCUUGUAUUGGAUGGGAAGACACGGUGUCGACCCUCGAUAGCCUGGCCAACUCCGUGAAGGACAGAAGAAAGGUGAGCAGCACGAACGGCCACCAGUAG
This is a messenger RNA of Anthostomella pinea, 1128 nucleotides long. Lineage: Eukaryota; Fungi; Ascomycota; Sordariomycetes; Xylariales; Xylariaceae. The record is from the annotation of a GenBank genome assembly.